AUGGCGUGGAGACAUCUGAAAGUGAGUCUAGAAUGCGGGGUCUUGGGGGUGGCUGGGAGGGACUGCGAGCAGCGGGCCUGGGAUGCUGUGGCUGUCCUGGGAGGCGGAGGGCUCCUCUUCGCCUCAUACUUGGCAGCUACAGGGGACGAGCAUUUCUAUGCCAAACACCUGAUGCCCACUCUGCAGAGGCUGCUGGACCCUGAGUCCGCACACAGGCUUGCUGUGCGCUGCACGUCCCUGGGGCUCGUUCCACAAUCCAGCUUCCAAGACUCAGACAUGCUGGAAGUAAGGGUCCUGGGCCAGAAAUUCCGCAAUCCCAUAGGAAUUGCUGCAGGAUUUGAUAAGCAUGGGGAAGCCGUGGAUGGGCUUUAUAAGAUGGGCUUUGGGUUUGUGGAGAUUGGAAGUGUUACCCCCAAACCUCAGGAAGGAAACCCCAAGCCCAGGGUUUUCCGCCUCCCCGAGGACCAGGCUGUGAUUAACAGGUACGGAUUUAACAGCCAUGGCCUCACGGUGGUGGAGCGCAGGCUACAUGCCAGGCAGCAGAAGCAGGCCAGGCUUACAGAAGAUGGGAUGCCACUGGGAAUAAACCUGGGGAAGAACAAGACGUCGGAGGAUGCUGCCUCAGACUAUGCGGAGGGGGUUCGAGUCCUGGGCCAUUUGGCCGACUACCUGGUGGUGAACGUUUCCAGUCCCAACACUGCUGGUCUGCGCAACCUUCAGGGAAAGAGUGAGCUGCGCCGCCUGCUGGCCAAGGUGCUGCAGGAGAGAGAGGCCUUAAAGCAAGCACACAAGCCAGCAGUGCUAGUGAAGAUCGCGCCCGACCUCACGGCCCGAGACAAGGAGGACAUUGCCAGUGUGGUACGAGAGCUGGGAAUCGACGGACUCAUUGUCACCAACACCACUGUGAGCCGCCCUGCCAGCCUCCAGGGCGCCCUGCGCUCUGAAAGCGGGGGACUGAGCGGGCAGCCUCUGCGGGAUCUGUCCACACAGACCAUCCGGGAGAUGUAUGCGCUCACACAAGGCAGAGUCCCCAUCAUUGGGGUGGGUGGCGUGAGCAGCGGGCAGGACGCACUGGAGAAGAUCCGAGCGGGCGCCUCGCUGGUGCAGCUGUACACAGCACUUACCUACCAGGGCCCGCCCGUGGUGGGCAAGGUCAAGCGGGAGCUGCAGGCCCUGCUGAGGGAGCAAGGUUUCACCCGAGUCACUGAUGCCAUUGGAGCUGACCACCGGACGUGAGGGCUUGGCUGCUGGGUGCCUGAUCUGGAACCUUUCCCUGAGGCAGGCGGACGUUUGUGACCCAAGAGCAAGAGGAGGGAGCAGCUGUGUCUC
Messenger RNA from Suncus etruscus (white-toothed pygmy shrew), 1329 nucleotides. It is a transcript of the gene DHODH, whose product is annotated as dihydroorotate dehydrogenase (quinone). Bases 1 to 1236 code for a protein of 411 amino acids. Gene Ontology annotation, molecular function: dihydroorotate dehydrogenase activity. Gene Ontology annotation, cellular component: mitochondrial inner membrane; cytoplasm. The record is from RefSeq and is a predicted model, not a curated record. The transcript is spliced from 9 exons. Lineage: Eukaryota; Metazoa; Chordata; Mammalia; Eulipotyphla; Soricidae. Gene Ontology annotation, biological process: 'de novo' pyrimidine nucleobase biosynthetic process; pyrimidine ribonucleotide biosynthetic process.